AUGUGUACAAAUCGUAUCUUUGACGCGCCUCAGAAGCGCUUUGAUGUCGACGCUCCAGAGGGGAUAUGGCCGGAAGUUGGUUGGUCGGUCGGUCGCACCCCCUGCUUUGCGCAGGAGGGUGUUCAGUCAGUUGGUCUGCGUGUGUAUGUUCGAUGGUUAAUUGACGCGUGUGCACGGUCCAAGCCACAGGACCCUGUGUUUCAAACUUGCAUCUCUCGUAGUGUGACUGAUACGACCAAGCACUCCGCAAGUGUACAAUUCCCCUCGUCGCGGCCGAGCUCUUCGAUAGCGUCAGCAGCGAAGUCUGAAAUAGUACAUUUACUCUCCACGACCCUCGCUUACCCAUUCCGUGGCUCAUUGGCAAAACUUUACUCUCUUUUCUCACCACGUGGAAUUUUCAUCUUUGGGACAACGGGAAGGGAUGUAGUGGUGAGUCAGAUUGGGACGCUAGGAAUCCCUUUCUUGAUCACCUAUCUGAUGCUUCGCGAGAUAGCUCUUCCAUCAUUUGAUUCAUUUCCCAUCCGCGGCCGUUCAAGACAUUAUAUCGUGAGGACAGAAACCGCCCAUCACAGCUCAUUCUCUCGUCGUAUCUUGAGAGACCGAAAACUCCGUUGGGGUAUCUUUGAUUCAGCCGAUGACCGGCCGGGUCGCCGUCAAUCCAUUCGUGCCAACCAACACAUACCGUAA
Pseudocercospora fijiensis CIRAD86 is the source of this 687-nucleotide messenger RNA. RefSeq lists its product as uncharacterized. The record is from RefSeq and is a predicted model, not a curated record. Bases 1 to 687 code for a protein of 228 amino acids. The transcript is spliced from 19 exons. Lineage: Eukaryota; Fungi; Ascomycota; Dothideomycetes; Mycosphaerellales; Mycosphaerellaceae.